AUGGGUAAAAGAAGCAGACAGAGGCAGAAAAACCAACCAGCGGGCAGAGACCACAGAGACAACGCUGGUUGGGGUGCUGGUUAUGCCGACAUUGUUAAGGAAAAUAAGCUCUUUGAGCAUUACUACACAGAACAAGGAUUGGUUCCAGAGGGUGAGUUUGAACAAUUUAUGGAUGCAAUGAGGGAACCGCUGCCUGCCACCAUACGGAUCACUGGAUAUAAAAGCCAUGCCAAGGAAAUCCUUCAUUGCCUGAAGGAAAAGUACUUCAAGGAUAUUCAAGAGUUGGAGAUCGACGGGCAGAAGAUUGAGGCUCCGCAGCCUCUCAGCUGGUAUCCCGAUGAGCAAGCCUGGCACACAAAUAUGAGUCGUAAGAUAAUUAGAAAGUCUCCCCUGCUGGAGAAGUUCCACCAGUUUCUUGUCAGCGAGACCGAGUCGGGUAACAUUAGCCGCCAGGAAGCUGUCAGUAUGAUACCUCCUCUUCUCCUGAAGAUUGAACCCCAUCACAAGAUUUUAGACAUGUGUGCUGCUCCUGGCUCAAAGACAGCUCAGCUGAUUGAAAUGCUUCAUUCUGACAUGGAAGUGCCAUUUCCAGAGGGCUUUGUCAUCGCCAACGAUGUGGACAACAAACGCUGCUACCUGCUGGUUCACCAAGCAAAACGUCUUAACAGCCCUUGCAUCAUGGUGGUCAACCACGACGCCUCCUGCAUCCCCAUGCUGCAGAUCCAAAAUACUGAUGGAAAGAAGGACAUCCUCUUCUACGAUCGAGUCUUAUGUGAUGUGCCCUGCAGUGGGGACGGUACCAUGAGGAAGAACAUAGAUGUGUGGAAGAAGUGGACAACAAGCAACAGCCUGCACCUUCAUGGUCUCCAGAUGCGUAUUGCCGUGCGUGGUGUUGAACAGCUGGCCGUAGGCGGCAGGAUGGUCUACUCCACCUGUUCCCUCAACCCCAUUGAGGAUGAAGCUGUCAUAGCGGCACUACUGGAAAAAAGCGAAGGAGCAUUGGAGCUGGUGGACUGCUCUUCUGACUUGCCUGGCUUGAAGUGGAUGCCCGGUGUCACUUCCUGGAAGCUGAUGACUAAAGAGGGAAAGUGGUUCGCUGACUGGUCAGAGGUUCCAAGCAGUCGCCACACUCAAAUUAGACCCACCAUGUUCGCGCCAACUGAUGCGGAAAAACUGGCUGGCAUGCACCUGGAGAGAUGUAUGAGGAUUCUGCCACAUCACCAGAAUACGGGAGGUUUCUUUGUGGCUGUGUUAAUGAAGAAAGCCCCAAUGCCUUGGAACAAAAGAUAUCCAAAGCUGAGGAAAGAGGCUUCGUCGGGCUCUGAAGCCCAAACACUAAGCUCUCCGGUGGCUCCGGCACAGCCUUCCGGUCUCCCUGAGGUAGAAGAGAUGGAAGAGGGAGGCGCCGAGGGCAAAGUAGAUGGGGAGGAGGCCCAGGAGGGAGCACCCAAAGGAGCUUCUUCAAGCGACAAACAAGAUGGCGUGUGUGGACCGCCACCUUCCAAAAAGUUGAAGACAUUUGGUUACAAAGAAGAUCCCUUUGUGUUCCUCAGUGAAGAUGACCCUGUCUUCACCACCAUACAAUCCUUCUACAACUUGUCUCCAAACUUCCCCAAGAUGAACGUGUUAACCAGAACCCAUGAGGGCAAGAAGAGACACUUAUACAUGGUGUCCAAAGAGUUGCGAAAUGUCAUGCUCAACAACAGUGAGCGCAUGAAGGUCAUAAAUACAGGGGUGAAAGUGUGGUCACGCAACAGCGACGGAGAGGAGUUCGGUUGUGCUUUUAGACUGGCUCAAGAGGGCAUCUACACUCUGCAGCCGUAUAUUCGCUCCAGGAUCAUCACAGUGAGUGUUGAGGACAUCAAGGUGCUGCUGACUCAGGAAAAUCCCUUCUUCAGCAAAUUAGAGGAUGACGCCCACGCUCAGGCUAAAAAAAUUGACAUGGGCAGCAUUGUUUUGAAGUAUAUGCCAAACCCAGAUAAGCCAGCAGAGCCUCAGUGUUCUAUCCAACUUUGCGGCUGGAGGGGAAAAACGUCCAUACGAGCGUUCGUACCCCGCAACGAGAGGUACCACUACCUACGCAUGCUGGGCGUUGAGGUCUUCCGGGACAAGCAGGGCGCGGGCAGGAAGCCAAAAGAUGAGGAGGCCAAAGGAGAGGGCGAGGGGGAGGCGGCGGUGGAUGACACAGAGCUGGACUUGGAGAAUGGGAGUGAAAAUGGAUCAUCAGAAGCAAAGAUGGAUGGCGGUAUUAAAGGGACUAGUGGUUGA
Molecule: messenger RNA, 2268 nt
Organism: Nerophis lumbriciformis (worm pipefish)
Lineage: Eukaryota; Metazoa; Chordata; Actinopteri; Syngnathiformes; Syngnathidae
Source: RefSeq, a predicted model, not a curated record